GUACAGAAUACAUAGUACACGCUAAAGCUCACCAACUGACACAGAUUAUGUUCCGAUUGUUGUGUUCUGGGCUACCAAAUAAUUAAGCAUUCAACAACAAUCCCAAUUUUCGCUCCUCUCAGGAAAAUCAUCUCCCUUUUCUAGGAAGGUUGAAUGAUUUGAAAAAAUGGGUUCUGGCAAUGUGAAGCCAGAAGAUGCUGUGGUAAAGGAGAAUGUAGGUGUUCCUGUCCCUGAAUUUUCAGAAUCAAAAGAGCAGAAGAUGGUUUUGCAGCCUGGAACUACCUCCAAGGGAAUUAAGCAGAUUCCUUUGUCUGGUGGAAAUGAGGAGGACGUGUAUGUUAAUAUCAUUGGGAGUGGGUGCAUAAGUUCUGGUGGCAAGGCGGUGGUGGAAGAUGCUUGCGAGGAUGUCACUGAUGCUGAGUGUUCCAGUUCCAGUUCUUUUGGUGAUACAGAUUCUGACAGAGAGGAUGCCUUGGGCUCGGCAUUCACCGAUUCCGAAGUAAAAUCUCCAAUGUGUGAUGGUGAUCGAAGACGGACUUCUCCAUCUAGAAAGAACAAGACAACAACAAUGCAUUGGAGGAGGUUCAUUCACCCUAUUAGGUGGCGCUGCAAGUGGAUAGAAUUGCAAUUGAAGAAACUUAACUCUCUAGCACUGAAAUAUGAUAAAGAGCUUGAGGCAUACGAUUAUAGAAAGCAGCUUGAGUUUUCGAAGUUCACAAUAGAUGAUCAUAAUGUCAAGUCAGUACCUAUAUAUGAUGACAAUCACAGGAAUAAAGUUAUGAAGAGAAAGAAAAGGAGCAAAGCUGAAGAGCGUGAUAUAUCAUCAUAUGUGUCUAAUCACAGUAUAUUCUCUUACUAUGAGAACAAAAACCCUGGUGCUUGUAUGGCAGAUUUUCACAGCGAUGCUUUGAAUAAUAAUAUUGAGGACUUGAAGUUUAAUGAUGUGUUGUCUUCUGUUGAUCUUGAAGAUAAUGAUAAAGCCGUCAAUGACAUCAUUCAGAGGAUUGAAGAACUACAGUCACAAGUUAAGAUAUUGAAAACUCGGAUUGGUAACGUGAUUAGUGAAAAUCCAGGAAAGUUCUGUUCUAUAACUCAAUUGAGUAUGAUUGGACCAUCUGAUGGAUUUAAUCAUUCUGGCGGUAAUUCUGCUUCCUUUGUUGAUAAUGACAACAAAUUUCCAAUUAGUUUUGUUCGGGCUUCCCCACAGCAUAAAUCUAAGUUAAAGACAGAAGACCUACUUCUGACUGAAAAUCCAUUAUCGACACAGGAAGAGAUAACUCCCUUUAUUAGAACCACCGAUAAGCCCCAACUUGCAUUUCUGCCAGAAAGUACCAAGGAUGAAAUUCUUAUUGAAAACCAGGCAGCUAAGGAAGAGUUGCAUGAUUUUGAGAGUGUUAGAAAUCAGUUUAUGGAGAAAACCAAGGAACCAGUUGAAGAGCAGAAAUCCAUUUCCACUGCUCAAGUUUCAGAAUCUGACAUGGACACUGAGAAUGCUGGUUCUACUUUCAAAGCAGGUUCUACAUCAAAAUCAAUUUUUGGUGGGAGUGCAAAGAGGGGAAGAAAGAAGGCUGGCUCAAAGAGACGGAAGCGGAGAUAAUCUGGUUAAGCUUAAUCUGUUUGUGUCUUGAGAUAACUGCAGGAGCUGAGAACUUAUCAAUCGUAAUGUGUAAAUUUUAGUUUUUAGUUAUGCAUAAUUUUCCUUGCAUCAAGAAAUGAGUUCAAUUGUACAUGACGUGAAUAAGGGUAGCGUGCUUUAUCCUCAGAGGAAGCUUUUUAGUUAUUGGAGAAUUAUUAUUCAAGGAAAUGGUGUUUCUUGAUUUUCUUGGAACUGAA
Molecule: messenger RNA, 1833 nt
Organism: Cajanus cajan (pigeon pea)
Lineage: Eukaryota; Viridiplantae; Streptophyta; Magnoliopsida; Fabales; Fabaceae
Source: RefSeq, a predicted model, not a curated record